This is a messenger RNA of Daucus carota subsp. sativus, 951 nucleotides long. RefSeq lists its product as uncharacterized. Lineage: Eukaryota; Viridiplantae; Streptophyta; Magnoliopsida; Apiales; Apiaceae. Gene Ontology annotation, cellular component: ribosome; mitochondrion. The transcript has 6 exons. Gene Ontology annotation, biological process: translation. The record is from RefSeq and is a predicted model, not a curated record. Gene Ontology annotation, molecular function: RNA binding; structural constituent of ribosome. The coding region runs from base 172 to 651 and encodes 159 amino acids.
UUAUCCUGUUACUUUGCCUCAAAAUUAAUACCAUUUUAAUAUUAAAUCUUGAAUUUCUCCGCCAUUUAUUUUCUUCUGCUGCUGAAAUGCUUGAAAUUUUUAGCUUUUAAUCUCAAAGUUUUUUUUUCUUUCUUGCGUUACCAAUAAAGGGUCGGCCCUCAUGUUUUUGAGAUGGGUUGGAAAGCAGCUCAGAAACUUAUACACCACUGGAAGAUUCUCAGAGGAGAUAAUGUGAUGAUAACCAGAGGUAAAGAUAGAGGCGGAACUGGCCUUGUAAAGCGUGUCAUUCGGUCGCAGAAUCGUGUCAUUGUUGAGGGCAAAAAUCUGGUUAAGAAACAUAUUAAGCAAGGCCAAGGUCAUGAAGGUGGAAUAUUUACAGUAGAAGCUCCACUUCAUGUAUCAAAUGUUCAAGUUGUAGACCCAGUUACAGGGAAGCCAUGUAAAGUUGGAAUUAGAUAUCUGGAAGAUGGUUCUAAAGUAAGAGUUUCUCGGGGGAUAGGAGCAUCAGGGUCCAUAAUCCCCCGUCCUGAGAUUUUGAAAGAGAGGACUACACCCAGGCCGACUGUUGCUGGUCCUAAGGAUACUCUUAUGAAUUUGGUUCUGGAGGAGACUUAUAACGCGAAAACUGGAAAGGGCAUGCCUGAUCUUUAACUCGGUGGUUGCUUCAGCUGAACCAGUUCCGGCCCUUGCACACUUAUACCAAAAUGAGUAGCUAUGAUUUUAGGUUUUGUAAUGGGAUGUUCUUUAAUGAUGCUCCUAAUGAGAACCAUGCUGGCAAUUUUCAGAACGCUAUAUCUUGAAAGAUCAUAGAAUAAGCUAGGUAGGCUUUGUGUUUCUUAUUAAAACACACUUGAAAAUACGUUGGAGGAAACUUUUGUGGAUCAACAUCAAACUCUUUAUCUGGGACUUGGAACUUGAAUCUCUUAGAUAGAUUUGACGAUUUUAUAUGCA